Stylophora pistillata is the source of this 1755-nucleotide messenger RNA. RefSeq names its product roundabout homolog 3. The record is from RefSeq and is a predicted model, not a curated record. Lineage: Eukaryota; Metazoa; Cnidaria; Anthozoa; Scleractinia; Pocilloporidae. Gene Ontology annotation, cellular component: neuron projection.
CCUUCCAUGAUCAGCGAGUGACUCAUCCACGGGGUUUUUAAUUUACGUUCGACGAAGUGUCAUCAUGGGAAACACCCUUUGGCCAGAACACGUUUCCAGAUUUUUCCUACUGAAUUUUUCCUACGGUCUCUUGAAUCUUCCUCAAGCCACUAGCAAGACGUGUAACACUCGAACUGUUAUACCUGAAAUUAAAAUCUCGUCCAGCUCACCUAACCACACGCUUGCUAUUGGGGCAGCCCUUAAUAUGACCUGCAUAGCGUGGCCAAGGAAUAGCGACCAACUAUUUCCCAGGAGAUGGAUCAAAUAUAUUCAGUGGUAUGAUCGUCAGGGUAGACCAACUGGAGCCAAAUGCCUACAGGGUACACCAAGAGUGCUAAAACUACACUGUACAUUAAUGCUCAAGUCGAUAGCUUCUGAACAAUUUGGAAACUACACUUGUGAGGCAGAAAAUGAUUAUUUGGGAUAUUGCAGGAAAAAAACGGUCGAAAUUGUUUUACACGCUUUUCUGAAACCAGAGACUGUGACAGAUCCAAGGAACCAAACUGUUGUUGCCGGCUUCGACGUAACCUUCAACUGUACCGCAAAAGGCCAUCCCAUGCCAUCCAUCAUAUGGAUCAAGAACAAUGCCUCACUUACUAUACAGUCCGACCUGAGAAUGAAGGUCAUCAUGAUUACUCUGGACGACAAACAUAUUCAUAGUCAGCUGGUAAUAACAGGAGUACAGAGAGAAGAUGGUGGAAAAUAUCACUGCCUUGCGAAUAACAGGGCGGGAAAAGGGGCUUCAGCCCCGGCUUUUCUGACAAUUAAAGAUUUAGAUGACCAACCCAUACUGAUUGUUGAAGAUCCAAGGAACCGAAGUACUGUCGUCGGCUCUGAUGUAACUUUAGACUGCAUUACUAUUGGUCGUCCCAAGCCGAAAAUCAAGUGGCUCAGGAACGAUAAUUCUAAUGCUGUAGAAUCCAAUUCACGGGCAAGCAUUGUUCAGGUUUCAAUAAAUAAUCAAACAAUUCACCACCAGUUAGUCAUAACAGCAGUAAGGAAGGAAGAUGAUGGCAAAUACCAAUGUGUUGCUCAAAACAGCGCUGGAGCAAAUACAUCGAAAGAGGCCUUCAUCAAUGUAAUGGACCAAGAUCUUCAUCUGGAGUACAAAUCAUGUACAGAGGUCAAACAAACUAAACUUUCAACCUUCCAGAUAAUUGCAAUUGCUGUCGGGGUAUCUGCUAUUGUUACUGUAAUCGGUGCAAUCUUGUGGUAUAGACGCCAUGUAAAAGCUGGAAAAAGGACAGUCCUUCUCGACAAGUUGGAGAGUCCUUUACGAAUGUCAGUUGUGUAGACAACGAGGCUUACGGGUAUCAUAUGUAAGGAAAAGGCAUCAUAUGUAAGGAAAGGGAAAGGAAAUAGUUGUGAAAGACAUCGAGAAAUGCAGCAUUUAAAGUUUGAUAUGAACAUGAGUGACUCACUCAGCUUCGCUCGUGUGACACUUUUUUGUUCUUACCAGAUCUGUCGUCAUCUGUGAUCUAUCAGUGAAGAGACGCUUGGCAACAUGAUAUCUAUUAGUUAAUCACAUUGCACUAUUUUGUUUUCGCAUCAUCAUUUUUAAAAGCAUAAGUUUCAGAAUAGCACACUAUCGCAUAAUUUCUUACUUGCGUUGCUGAGAAUCCCCGCACACGCUGGCUCAGUAAUCUCGGACUGUAUACUUACACUUGGUUCAGGUUUUAUUUUCGACAAUUCAACAUUACAAGUUCCUUGCUACAA